GAUCAUUCUGAGCCCCGUUUCUUCAGCUCCUGAGAGGCUGGUGUGAUCAGGGUGGUCUUUUGAGAUGGAGCCAGAAUGCUUCGUUUCUCUGGUGUCCUUCAGCUGAGAGAAAACACAAAGCUUCACAGGCUGAACGAGCGCUGGGUGACGGUGUUAUGCAAUCGGCCGGUGCCCCACUGAAGCCUCAAGCUCUCAGUGUUUUGUGAAUGGGAGCGAGAGGGAGGUGCAGGGGGGAGGAGUUGGACUUGGACCAUCCAGAGCUGACUGACGGGAUCCACGAAACCAGAAAACCUCCACAUUACAGAGCAAAACCUGAGAAUAUACAGGAAACGUGACACUGCAACGUUCUAAUGAAAGAAGAGAAAGAGAUGAUGGACCCGUCUAAUGGGCUGAACCGGCCGCUGGAGAUUGUCCCAAACACGGAGGUGAAGAUGAAGGACAGAGGACAGUGGAGCAACAAGCUGGAGUUUGUCCUGUCGGUGGCCGGAGAGAUCAUUGGACUGGGAAACGUGUGGCGCUUCCCGUAUCUCUGCUACAAGAACGGUGGAGGUGCAUUUUUCAUCCCCUACCUGAUCUUCCUCUUCACCUGCGGUAUUCCCGUGUUUUUCCUGGAGAUCUCUCUGGGUCAGUUCACCAGCGAGGGAGGAAUCACAUGCUGGAGGAAGAUCAGCCCGCUGUUUGAAGGCAUUGGUUACGCCACUCAGGUCAUCGUGGCUCUGCUCAACUUCUACUAUAUAAUAGUUCUGGCCUGGGGAAUAUUUUACCUGUCCUUCUCCUUCACCUGGAACCUGCCGUGGGCCUCCUGCAACAACACCUGGAACACAGAUGCUUGUGUGGAAUUCCAAAGACGAAAUGUAUCCAAUGACCAAAGUUACCUUGAUAACGCAACAUCACCUGUCAUUGAGUUUUGGGAACGCAGAGUUUUGCGGAUCUCGUCUGGGAUUGAGGAGAUAGGAACGCUGCACUGGGAUCUGGUCCUCUGUCUGUUGUUGGCCUGGGUUCUCUGCUAUUUCUGCAUCUGGAAAGGCGUCAAAUCCACCGGCAAGGUGGUGUACUUCACUGCGACCUUCCCGUAUGUGAUGCUGGUGAUUUUACUGAUCAGAGGGGUCACACUGCCUGGAGCAUCCCGUGGGAUCCAGUUCUAUCUUUAUCCCGACUUGGGACGGUUAGCCGACCCGCAGGUGUGGAUGGACGCAGGCACGCAGAUCUUCUUCUCGUAUGCUAUAUGUUUAGGUUGCCUCACUGCACUCGGAAGCUACAAUAAAUACAACAACAACUGCUACAGGGAUUCUUUGGCCCUGUGUUUCCUGAACAGCGGAACCAGUUUUGUCGCUGGUUUUGCCAUCUUCUCGAUUCUCGGCUUCAUGUCUUAUGAACAGAACGUCCCAAUUUCAGAAGUGGCAGAGUCCGGUCCUGGUUUGGCGUUCAUUGCAUAUCCGCGGGCAGUGUCCAUGAUGCCCAUCUCUCCGCUGUGGGCUUGUUUCUUUUUCAUCAUGAUUGUACUUCUGGGGUUGGACAGUCAGUUCGUGUGUGUGGAGAGUCUGGUCACGGCUAUGGUGGACAUGUACCCCGCUUUCUUUCGGCAGAAGAACCGCAGAGAGCUGCUCAUCCUCGCCGUGGCCGUCGUGUCCUUCCUCGUGGGCCUCAUUAUGCUCACAGAGGGUGGAAUGUAUGUCUUCCAGCUGUUUGAUUACUACGCAGCCAGUGGGAUGUGUUUGCUAUUCGUAGCUAUUUUUGAGACCGUCUGCAUCGCUUGGAUAUAUGGUGCUAAUCGGUUUUAUGACAAUAUUGAGGACAUGAUUGGUUACCGUCCCGGCCCAUAUAUUAAAUACUGCUGGCUCUUCUUCACCCCAGCCACAUGUUUUGGUACGUUUGCGUUCUCCCUGAUCAAAUACACUCCUCUGAAGUAUAAUAAUGAGUAUGUGUACCCGUGGUGGGGUUACGCUCUCGGCUGGCUGCUGGCGCUCUCUUCUAUGGUUUGCAUCCCGCUAUGGGUUGUUUCUAAACUGAGCAUGGCCAAAGGUUCACUGAGAGAGCGGAUCCACGAGCUCAUCACGCCCUCACCGGACCUCCCCAAAACCAGACAAGAGCAGGAGAAACUUCAGGCCAUCUUUGCAGCCGACGGCGACACUCUUCGCCAGCGAGGCGGUCCGACCAAAGAUGGGUACUUCCCCGUCAGCGAGAAGGAGUCGCACUGUUAGCUCAGCCGUCCCAUGAUGGACCACUGUAUGUUUCCCUGAGGGUGGUGCUUCUAAACCUUCCCAUGAUACCUCACACAGUACUGGCAGCCAAAUAAGCAUUACGAAAUAAUCCACCUCUCCUCGGUCUGUCUGAGAGGGGAUUUGAAGUGCUUCAUGCUUGUUCUCAUUGACCAGAGCACACAAAAACACAGUUUGUGCCAAUAUUAUAGACAGCAGAAUGUAGUCACUUAUUUUAAAUGUAAUGUUGAGAGAAAGCUUAGAGUUAGCUGGCGCUAUUUCUAAUUUAUGUCUUAACUAAGCCACACAAGUGCAGACCCGUGCACGCUCAAAUUUCAUUGGAUAAGCAUUACGGGCAAGAUUUUUCAUGCACUGGUCAGUUUUGAAAUUUUGGGCUUUGUGGCUUUCCAUAAUAUGUUUCUGUGUAAUGGAAAGAAAACAUCUAAAAUACACUUUGAAGUUUAUAUUGCAUUUUAUCUAUUUGCAUCUGAGCAUUUACAUUUUUAAACACCAUUUUUUAGGCCAUUUUCUCAAAAUGAGAUUUUACUCCACUUACAGUACGUAGUACGUACUUACACCAAGCUUAACAGUUUUAGUCAUAUUUAUAUUCUGAAGGUUUUUAUAGAGGGGUUUGUUCACAAGUCAUUCGGUUGAUUUUUCUAAAAACAUGGUGACUUGUUUUCUUUUUUUUUUGUCUAAAUAAAUAUUUUCUGAUAAAAAGAGAAGAAGAAAAACCCCU
This is a messenger RNA of Carassius carassius (crucian carp), 2937 nucleotides long. It is a transcript of the gene slc6a13, whose product is annotated as solute carrier family 6 member 13. The transcript has 15 exons. Lineage: Eukaryota; Metazoa; Chordata; Actinopteri; Cypriniformes; Cyprinidae. The record is from RefSeq and is a predicted model, not a curated record. Gene Ontology annotation, biological process: sodium ion transmembrane transport. Gene Ontology annotation, cellular component: membrane. Bases 351 to 2201 code for a protein of 616 amino acids.